Messenger RNA from Choloepus didactylus (southern two-toed sloth), 3955 nucleotides. It is a transcript of the gene COL6A2, whose product is annotated as collagen type VI alpha 2 chain. Bases 97 to 2880 code for a protein of 927 amino acids. The transcript is spliced from 28 exons. The record is from RefSeq and is a predicted model, not a curated record. NCBI's taxonomy places the organism in Eukaryota, Metazoa, Chordata, Mammalia, Pilosa, Megalonychidae.
GCGGCGCCUCCCUCCUGCCGCCCCGGCGCGCUCCCGCCCGGACCCGAGCCUCCGCGGACGCAGCAGCGAGGCGCCCGCCGCCGUCCGGCCAGGAGGAUGUCAGGACCCACAGGCGCUGCCAGGAUGUCCCGAGGCCCCUGCUGCGCUCUCCUCCUCUGGGGGCUCCUGGGGACCCUCCACGCCCAGCAGCAGAGCGUCAUCGCACCCGGCACCUCCGAGAGGAGCAACAGCUGCCCGGAGAAGGCCGACUGCCCGGUGCACGUGUACUUCGUCCUGGACACCUCGGAGAGCGUGACCAUGCAGUCGCCGACCGACAGCCUGCUCUACCACAUGCAGCAGUUUGUGCCGCAGUUCAUCAGCCAGCUGCAGGACGAGCUCUACCUGGACCAGGUGGCCCUGAGCUGGCGCUACGGCGGCCUGCACUUCUCCGACCAGGUGGCGGUGUUCAGCCCCACUGGCAGCGACAGGGCCUCCUUCACCAGGAACCUGCAGGGCAUCCGCUCCUUCCGCAGGGGCACCUUCACCGACUGCGCCCUGGCCAACAUGACGCGGGAGGUGCGGCAGUACGGGGCCAAGGGCACCGUCCACUUCGCCGUGGUCAUCACCGACGGCCACAUCACCGGCAGCCCCUGCGGGGGCAUCAAGCUGCAGGCCGAGCGGGCCCGCGAGGAGGGCAUCCGGCUCUUUGCCGUGGCCCCCAACGUCAACCUCAACGAGCAGGGCCUGCGGGACAUCGCCAACACGCCGCACGAUCUCUACCGCAACAACUACGCCACCAUGAAGCCCGGCUCCACCGACAUCGACCAGGACACCAUCAACCGCAUCAUCAAGGUCAUGAAACACGAGGCCUAUGGAGAGUGCUACAGGGUGAGCUGUCUGGAGAUCGCCGGCCCCCCCGGCCCCAAGGGCUACCGGGGACAGAAGGGAGCCAAGGGCAACAUGGGAGAGCCAGGAGAGCCUGGGCAGAAGGGGCGACAGGGCGACCCAGGCAUCGAGGGCCCCAUCGGAUUCCCGGGACCCAAGGGUGUUCCUGGUUUCAAAGGAGAGAAGGGUGAAUUUGGAGCCGACGGGCGGAAGGGGGGCCCCGGCCUGGCUGGCAAGAACGGGACUGACGGACAGAAGGGCAAGUUGGGGCGCAUCGGACCACCUGGCUGCAAGGGAGACCCCGGGACCCGGGGCCCGGACGGUUACCCGGGAGAAGCAGGCAGCCCGGGGGAGCAGGGAGACCAGGGUGCCAAGGGGGACACCGGCCGCCCCGGACGCAGAGGGCCCCCGGGAGAAAGCGGGGCGAAGGGCAGCAAGGGUUACCAAGGCAACAACGGAUCCCCUGGAAGUCCUGGUGUGAAGGGGGCCAAGGGCGGGCCUGGCCCUCGUGGACCCCGAGGCGAGCCCGGACGCAGAGGAGACCCCGGAGCCAAGGGCGGCCCAGGGAACGACGGGCCCAAGGGGGAGAAGGGGGACCCUGGCCCCGAGGGGCCCCGGGGCCUGGCUGGAGAGGUCGGCAGCAAAGGAGCCAAGGGAGACCGUGGCCUGCCUGGGCCCAGGGGGCCCUCAGGGGCUCUUGGGGAGCCAGGGAAUCAGGGAUCUCGGGGAGACCCUGGCGACGCUGGUCCCCGUGGGGAGUCUGGACCGCCCGGCCCCAAGGGAGACCCCGGCAGGCCCGGAUUCAGCUACCCUGGACCCCGAGGAGCACCCGGAGAAAAAGGCGAGCCUGGCCCGCGCGGCCCCGAGGGAGGCAGAGGCGACUUUGGCCUGAAAGGAGCCCCCGGGAGGAAAGGAGAGAAGGGAGAACCUGCAGAUCCUGGUCCCCAGGGUGAGCCUGGCCCACGAGGGCCAAGAGGAGUCCCAGGACCUGAGGGCGAGCCUGGUCCCCCGGGAGACCCUGGCCUCACGGAGUGUGACGUCAUGACCUACGUGAGAGAGACCUGCGGCUGCUGCGACUGUGAGAAGCGCUGCGGGGCCCUGGACGUGGUGUUCGUCAUCGACAGCUCGGAAAGCAUCGGCUACACCAACUUCACCCUGGAGAAGAACUUCGUCAUCAACGUGGUCAACCGGCUGGGUGCCAUCGCCAAGGACCCCAAGUCGGACACAGGGACGCGCGUGGGCGUGGUGCAGUACAGCCACGAGGGCACCUUCCAGGCCGUCCCGCUGGACGACGAGCGCAUCGACUCCCUGUCCAGCUUCAAGGAGGCCGUCAAGAAGCUCGAGUGGAUCGCGGGCGGCACGUGGACGCCCUCGGCCCUCAAGUUCGCCUACAACCAGCUCAUCAAGGAGAGCCGGCGCCAGAGGACGCGCGUGUUCGCGGUGGUCAUCACGGACGGGCGGCACGACCCGCGCGACGACGACCUGAACCUGCGGGCGCUGUGCGACCGCGACGUCACCGUCACAGCCAUCGGCAUCGGAGACAUGUUCCACGAGAAGCACGAGAGCGAGAACCUGUACUCCAUCGCCUGCGACAAGCCGCAGCAGGUGCGCAACAUGACGCUCUUCUCAGACCUGGUGGCCGAGCAGUUCAUCGACGACAUGGAGGACGUGCUGUGCCCGGACCCGCAGAUCGUCUGCCCCGAACUUCCCUGCCAAACAGAUGGACCGCAGACUAGCGGCACACCCCCGGUCUCCUUCCUUCGCACGGAAGAGGGGCCCGACGCCACUUUCCCCAGGACCAUUCCCCUCAUCCGGCAGUUGCUAAACAACACGGAGCUCACGCAGGACCCGGCCUCCUACUCCAAGCUGGUGGCCGUGCUGGUGUACACGGCCGAGCGGGCCAAGUUCGCCACGGGCAGGGAGCGCCAGGACUGGAUGGAGCUCUUCAUUGACACCUUUAAGCUGGUGCACAGGGACAUCGUAGGGGACGCCGAGACCGCGCUGGCUCUCUGCUGAAGCCGUGGGCACCAUGCAGGGGCAGCCAGGCCUGUGCCUCCUGCCACAACAAAGCAGCAUGGACCGGGCUUAAAACACCACAGUCAAUUCCAAGGACCUGGGGGGGGCCUUCCUGCUCCCCCUCAGCUCGUGGCCACAUUGCCCCAGCUCUGCCCCCGUCCACCUCCCUCUUAUAAGGACACUUGUAGUGGCACUUAGGGGCCUCCCAGGAAGUCCAGGAUUACCUCCCCAUCUCUAGGUCCUUAAUUUAAUCACAUCUAUAGAGACCCCCCCUUCCUCAUGAAGUAACAGUCUUGAGGUCGAGGGCGUGGACAUCUUUGGGGGCCAUUACUCGCCGACCACACUCCCAGCCUGGCAGAGCUGCCUGGCGUGGGGCGUGCAGGUGGGGGAAACGCAGCCCCUCCCCAGGCUCAGGCCGGGCCUGGGUCCGUGUGCACUCGGUCCUCAGGGCUCCCCCACCCCCACGUGGGCAGUGCAGGGCUGGGGCCUCGGGGAAGCGGCCCCCCACGGCAGGGUCCCAGCAGGCUAAUGCUGCCGGCUUCGGAGCCGGCGUCGGGUCCAUUUGGGCAAGCCCCCCCAAGGCGCCUGCUGAGCACCCCAUCCUCCGGGCAUCUGUCCCCACUGCCUGGCAUCUGUCGCUGGGAGCACGGUCGGCAAGGGCACCCCAGACGCCACCCUUGCUGCUCUCGUGCACCCAGGCCCAAGAAUAGUGGGGGGGCUCCUCCCUGCCCCCCCCCACCUGCGGGAUCCUCCCAACCAUCAGAAGCCCCCAGCUCGACCGCGGACUCUGCCGCCCAGUGCUCGCUUGUCUGUCUCCACGUCAUGCAUCGGGGAGCAGCCCCCCCAGGCAGUCACCCCAAUGGUGUUCUGUGUGCGUGGUGACAAGGGUGGAAACGCUCAUUAGUUCUGCUGGAACUUGGAGAAUCCAGUGGCACAGAGAGGACUUACAAGAAGGGUGGGCGUCUUCAGCAGGUGUGAGCUGUCCUGACUUAGGGAAGUUGCUCUGCGUUGGCACUGCCACCAAAAUAAGCUGCCGUCAUUGAUAAGCUCAUUAAAAGAACCGUUUGCCAGCAAA